CUUUUGGACGUCUAAACCGGGUGAAGUUGAAUAUUCCAGUCGCUGAACUGAGGGCUCGACGGGCUCGACACCAGGCUGGCCAUCGACGGCAACACGGCGCUGCAUUGCGCUGCACCGCAAGCAGAUGCACCAUGCCACAUCACGCUUCCAACGACGGACUGCAUGCAUAGCUUGGAUCUACGAGCUCUCGGAAACCGAUGAUCCGCGGAGCUGGAGCCUGUUCAUGGGCGCACUGGGCCGUCAAGGUCUUUGGGAGCUGGCCUUGGAGUCUCUUCGCGCACUUCGCCAAAAGCACGACGCCGAGGGCGAUGCUCCGAGCAGCCGAACGCGGAGCGAGCAGCGGCUGGUGGCCUCCGCCAUGACGGCCUGCAGUCGGGCGACGCAGUGGUCCAUCGCGCUGCUGUUGCUGGGAUCCACUGGCAAGCCGGAUGUCAAGCUCCUCAAUGCAGGGAUUGCGGCCUGUGCCAAGGGUGGCAAAUGGCGGAGGAGCUUAGAACUUCUCAGUGAGAUUCAAGCGCAGUUGAUGCUGCCCACAGUCGUUUCCUUCGGCAGCAUCAUCAGCGCUUGUGCAAGUGGGCAGGCAUGGCCGGUGGCCAUCCAGUCCUUGGACUUGAUGACUUCGCUCCAGAUCGAUCCCAGCGUCGUCACAUAUAGCGCGGCGGCCAGCGCCUGUGAGAAGGGGCACCAGUGGCCGAUGGCCUUCGCCGUGCUACAGCGAAUGCACUCGCAUCAAUUGCAGCCGAAUGUGGUGACGUUUGGUGCUGUCAUCAGUGCUUGCGAAAAAGGGCUGCAGUGGCAGCGUGUCUGUGGCCUACUUGCCCAGAUGCGUCACCACGAGGUGCCCCCGAACACCAUUUGCUGCAAUGCAGCGAUCAGCGCCUGCGAGAAGAGUGGUGAGGUGGGUGCUGCGUUCCAACUCUUUAGGCAGAUGCUCUCACAGGGCCCCAGGCCUGACACGGUGACGGCCAACGCCUUGAUCAGCAGCUGUGAGAAGGGCAAAGCCUGGCGCCAGGCCCUGGAUCUCUUGAAUGCCAUGCCCAAGUUCCAGCUGUUCCCUGACAACAUCUCCUACAAUGCCGCCAUCAGCGCUUGUGAGAAGUGUCAUCAAUGGCAAUGGGCCCUCCAGCUGCUGGAGGAGUUGCCAGAGGCCUCCUUGCAGCUGGAUGUGGUGGGCCUCAACGCUGCGAUCAGUGCCUGUGAGAAGGUGGCCGACUGGCGUCGGGCUUUAGCCUUGCUGACGCAGCGAAGGUCUCCAAGGCCUAAUAUCAUCAGCUUCAAUGCAGCGAUUGGGGCAUGUGAGAAUGCGCAAAUGUGGCGAGAAGCCUUGGAACUCUUCAGCCAGGGUGUGCACCUUGGGCCCACCUGGGGCACCUUCUUGGUGACGAUCUCUGCCUGCGGGCAUGGCCGGCGUUGGGAGAUGGCCUUGGCUCUCAAGGAGCAAGGUCUGAAUUCCUUGCAGCACCAGCUCAGGUUCCCCGAUGCGAUCCUGGGCCUCUUCAAUGCAGCGAUUACUGCAUGUGAGAAAGCCAGGACUUGGACGCAGGCACUGGAGCAGCUGGCGCAGCUGCGGCAGUUGCGUUUGCAGCCAAAUGUGGUGACCUUCAGUGCUCUCAUCAGCGCCUGUGAAAAGUCACGGAUUUGGGAAGUGGCUGUGGAGCUUUGGACGGAGCUCCACCGCUGCGCCGUGGCGCCGGAGCUGAUCACCUACAACGCGGUCAUCAGUGCAUGUGAAGCAAACUGGAGGCUCGUCUUGGAGCUUCUAGCGCAGCUGGCCGCCGAGCCGCGUUUGGCGCCGGAUCUGGUGACCUGCAACGCGGCGAUCUCGGGUUUCGCCUAUGGCCAUCAGUGGUCACGCGCCUUAGGGAUCCUUCAAGGCAUGUCGGCACUGCGUUUGCAGCCCAGCCUUGUGACGUAUUCGGCCGUUUGGACGGCUUGCCUUCAAGGAGGCCAUCCUCAUCACUUGCUGCGCCUCCUGGGGGAGGCGCAGGAAGCGUGCUCCCUGGACGCCGCCGCUUGCGAGUUGGCGGUCCACGCCGGGGAGGCGUCCCGCAGCGGUGCCUACGUCCCUGGAUCUGCCUUGAUCGUUCCAUCGAGCCUUUCGGCGCCCACCUGGCGAGCGAACGGCUUCGGGUCGGGCGGAGAGGUGGGCGUGGAGGGGAGGCCGUGUGUUGGGCCGGUGGACCGAUGUGAUGCAGUGAACCUGAAGUAUCCAGUGAUGAGGUUGGUGGAUUUGACGUCCUCGGCAGUCUAUGCGGCGUGCUGCUACCGGCGGUUCUUGUAUGGCCCAGCUUUUAACCAUGAAGGCGAGAUCUAUUUGGCUGCAGCCGCAUCCUUGAUCGCAAGCUGGUUCUACAUCGUCAUGUUCCACCUCCACCGGACCCAAGAAGAGGCCCAUUGGAGUAGUUCCAUUGAGUUGGAGUGGUUUAGCUUGAAGGUCACAUUCUCGUGUGUCGUGGGAUUGGUCUGUGGCUUCCUCAUCCUGGAGAGCCUUUGCUUGUGCUCCAUCAUUUGCAACAAGGAGCCUUUGGGCCCCUCCGCUGCCUUCGACGUGCCCUUGGUCGGUUGUUGUGCAGCGGCGUUACAGCCGCCCAAGACCUUGCGAGAGGUCGUUGCCUUCCGUGAUCAGCAUUGUGCUGCUGCCAUGGGUGAAUUCGGUCGACGCGUCUUAGCAGGCUAUGGCUGUUUGCUUCGCGUGGUGCAAGACAUUCCUGGCAUCCUGCUGAGUAGCAUCGAUCUAGUCAGCUUUGGGCCAUCCUGGUACGCCAUCUUCAAGCUGUCCGCCUCCGCCUCUGCUUUGCUGUUCUUCCUGCUGCUGGUCCUCACCCGCGCCACACCCGCACCACCGGCACCCGCAGCGAAGCCUGCAACGCCGGAGACGGUGCUCGGUGCCGGCGACCCUUCGCCGGGAGACGGUGCUCGGACCGCCGAGGGGAUCCACUCGGUGAUGCCGUGA
Molecule: messenger RNA, 2953 nt
Organism: Durusdinium trenchii
Lineage: Eukaryota; Dinophyceae; Suessiales; Symbiodiniaceae
Source: the annotation of a GenBank genome assembly